This is a messenger RNA of Linum trigynum, 5592 nucleotides long. Lineage: Eukaryota; Viridiplantae; Streptophyta; Magnoliopsida; Malpighiales; Linaceae. The record is from the annotation of a GenBank genome assembly.
CGCGAAAGAAAGAACUCUAAGAAGAAGGCAGAGCAAAAUAACAAAGGGGCAAAGGGAGAAUGUGUACUUCUUUUUUUAUUUUGAUGAUAAGAUGUGAAUGUGGAGCUGAGUCCCCACUUUCACUAGUAGUCGAAGAGGAAGAAGAAGAAGGUAGAUGGAUGGAAUGGGCGAGGGUGGGUUCAAAUUGCAGAAACACCACUAAAUUUUGUGGUCAUUGACUAUUUAGUCAUUUGGAUUUAAGAAGAAGAAAAAUCCAACAAUAGGGUGACUACUUUUUAUCUCGGUUGUUUGAAUUGCUACCUGAACCAUGCGUAAAGUGACAAGUCCAUAGAAGGAUCGGUUAAUUAGGGUGGUUUUUAUGUAAUGCGAGAGUGAAUAACGCGUAGAGUACUAAGUGUUAAAAGCUUAAAACCGGCCAAUUGUCUAUUUUAGUUAAGUAUGAUUUAUAUUAUUUCCUUUUAAUUGCUAUCUAUUUACAUGAGUUAGUUUGUACAUCUAAUAAUGAAGGAUCAUGUAACUUUUAUUUUAGUCAUUCCAUACUAGGGAUGGCAAUGAUUUCAGACAGAGAUUGUUUUCUUGUAUUUAAUUCUUGAACCACUGCGUUCUGUAAUAGUAAACAUCCGCUUAUAGGAAAGUUGUCAGGGAUAUGAUACGACAUAUCAAAUCCUACUUGUAUGCAUUCGGUGAAAUUAACCUUGUGCACACUAUGACCUAAAUAGUUAUAUUUUACAUUCUUAAUAUGAUUUAACAUGAUUUUUUUUAAGUAUGUUAAUGUUUGUUGAUUUCUCUUUGAUAUUAAAUAUUGUUUUGAUGAGUGACAUAAUUUCAUUGAGUCUUUAUUGAUCAUUAGUGACCAUUAAAGAUUAACAAAAGAACGACUUUGAUUAUCAAAUGGUUUGAAAUGAUUAAAUUCAGGGUCACGGUAAUUCUUGAAAGAUAUGAACGAUCUAGCGUUUAAAAGUAUAUAUAAAGAGUAAGACCAUAUAUUUUAAAAUACAAAAUUUACAUAAAAUUCAUUACUCUCUUUCCGGGUUCGCGAAAAAACUCAACUAAAAAUCAAAUAUCAGUAAAAAAAAAUUGACGGUAAAACAAUUUCGAGUUCGAUUAAAUACCCACGCGAAGAUGGAUUAGUUUUGCCAUCCUUAAUGCAACUCCCAAUCACAAAGUUGUCAGAAACUAAAAAUCUAGCUAUCAAUUUGUUAGCCACUCCAAGUUUUAGUGACCAUUUCUGCAAUUAGCAGGGAUGGGAAGACCCUAGUCCACGUGGCACCACGGAUGCCAUUGCUUUUUUUACUUCAUAAGGACUGCCGUGGAGGAUGGUCGGUUCGAUUCCGGCAUCUUUCUUUCCCUCUUUCCUCAAAUCAAACCAUUCCCACCAUUCUCACUCUGCAUCUGCAUCUGCAGCCAUUUUUGCUUAAAUUCAACCAAAACCCAGAAACCAACAUCUUUCCCCACUGCUCACCGCCUAAUAUUUCCCUCAAUGAAUCCAAAGCCCACCCAUACCACUCUCUGUAUUUUGUAAGCUACCCAUCUCCCAUAACCUCCUUCUUCUUCUUCUCCCAUAAAAUUCGUUCUUCGAUCUUAAAGGUUCGAAUUCAGUGUGUUAGUAGGAGUUGAGAUACAAAGAACAGUGAUGAAUGAUGGUGAGAAGAGCAACAAGGAAACUGGGUCAUCAUCAACAACAACGACGACGAUGACGACAUGGUUGAGGCAGAAAGAUCCGCGGAUAGUGAGGGUGUGCAAGGCGUUGGGAGGGAAAGACAGGCACAGCAAAGUCUGCACCAUUCGAGGUCUCAGAGACCGAAGGGUUCGGCUCUCCGUCCCCACCGCCAUCCAAUUGUACGACCUCCAAGACAGGCUGGGCCUCACUCAGCCCAGCAAGGCCGUCGACUGGCUCCUCAACGCCGCGAAAUCCGAGAUCGACGAGCUCCCUCCUCUCCCCAUCUCCCCCUCCCAAUUCAGCCUCAACCCCAACAACAACACCAACACCAACAACAUGAUGAUCAAUUGGGCCGAGAUUUCGCAACAGCAGCAACAACAGCUGUGGUGGAGUAGCAUCGCAGCAGGUGCUACUCCACCACCAACAAACAUCGUCCCGACGGCUGAAAAUUUCAGCCAUCGGGACGAUGGUGUGGAAGAGGAGGAGGAGGAAAAUGAGGAAGGUGAUCGAGAGAUCAAUGAACAAGGGUCUUAUGGUAGUCUCCAAGCUCAGGCUCAGAAUUCCAACAACGUUACAACUAUGUUCAAUUUGGGAAGUGGUGGUCAACAAGGGUUUGGAGGAUCCCAAACAAAAGAUGAACAUCAUCACCAACAACACUAUCACCAACACCAACAACUACUUCAACUUCAUCAUCACCACCAUGAGAACAUGGAGAUGUCGCCGCCGUUGUCCUUAUCCAACAACACUUACUACCCUCAACAUCAUUUAGCAGCGGCGGGGGACAACGAGGUUGGUCCAACGGUGAGAUUCGACCACAGCAGUAGCGCCGCCGCGGCGGCGGCUUACUUUAAUAUAGAUCAUCAUCACAACCGUAGUUCGCCGGUGGUCAUGCCGUUUCAUCAGCUUACCGAGCUUAGCAUGAUGAGCUCCAGAUUUUCUCACCAUCAUAUGCAACCGUCGGACGAUGACCGGCGUGGCGGUGGCCAGGAGUUCCAGCCCUCGCCCAAAUGACGACGUACGUACUACUAUACUAUAUAAUUCUACCACCGAUUCAAGUCAAUGAAUGCUAGGUAGGUAGCUCUGCAAGUGACGGCGAAAGAUGAGGGGAAGCUAGGCUAGGCUUUUGGUUAUUUGAUGAAAGGUACAACAAAUUAGUUAAUUCUCAACAGUCACGUCAUCUGCUAAUUGUCUUAAAUUUGUUCAGACAGUGUUUUACAGCUUUUUUAAUUUCCUUCCUCUCAAGAAACGAACCCUUAUUAUGUGUUCUUAAUUAUAUCCGUGUGUUGAGUUUGAGAUGAAUUCCUAUUCAUUCAACAAUGAGAUUUUAAUUUAAAUUGGACUCUAUUGGGUUAAAUAUGUUCCUCUCCUCUCGUCUAUGGGGUUUAUAUUAACUACCUCUUCUUCUUUAUUCCUAACAAAAUGCUUGUAAUAGUUGGCAAAGGCUAGCAUAUAUACACCAUGGGUAAUAUAGACAUGCCUUCUUACAUAUUAGAUCUCCUUUUGAUCAACAAGAAUUGUCGAUUAAUUUGUAUACUAAAUUUAUCGUAUAGUUUGAGUAAUGUUAUUGUCCAAAUUUCAGUUAAGAAUGCGUUAUUACUACAUUUUGGAAGAAUUGACAUUAGGGGUUCGAUCUUUAGAUAUUAGAGUAUAAUGUUAUUGUCCAAAUUUUAGUUAAUUUAAUAACUAAAUAGCGAAACUAUAGUAAGAUUGGCAUAGGCCAAACGUACGAUAAGUUGAAUUUUAAUGACUUGUAUAAACUCCAAGUAAGAGUUACUUAGAUUCUGGUGGACUAAUUUGAUCGUUUGUUCCAGCAAGAUGUACGAUAAUUUGAACUUGAUGACUUGUGUAAACUACUCCAAGUUAGAGUUACUUGGACUCUGGUGGGCAAAUUUGAUGAAUUGUUCCAAUGACAUGAUAGAUUGAUUUGAUGAAAAUGUGAUAUUUUGUGUGGUUCCUAAUGGUCGCUAUAUGACUAAUAAAAAUUGAUUAGAACAUCAAAUUAAAGGAUUAAGCUUGUAGGAAGAUAAUCGGUCAACUAUUUUUUAAAAAUUUAAACCUCGGAUUCGCCUUUCUUAUUAAUCAAUUGUCCAGAUUCAUUCGAUUAAAUGGUCUAAGUGACCCUUACUUAGAGUUUAACCCAAGUCACCGAUCACCAUAGCGAAGUUCUAAUUAUAGGUAAGAACAUAUUUUUGAACUUAUUGCAUUUGUGAACAAGGAUUACUAGUGAGUCAAUUAUUGAUAAUUUGCAAAUGAAAUAUAACUUAUGAAUUCCUUUCUUCUUUGAAAUUUAUACAACAAAUAUGUUAACUAGUGUCAUAACAAAGUAUAACAAGAUGAAAUAUUUCACUUAUAUUAUAUUAAAAAAAUAUUCUAGAGGAUUUAUAAUUACAAGCACGUCCUACAUAUCAAUCAAAGGAAAGUAGCUACUAUGGUUAGUUAAGUAUCUCCAUCAUCAUAAUUCUCUAAUUGUGAGUCUAUUAUUAUAUCCAAACAAGCCCUUACUAGUACAUGGCUGGACAACAAAAAUAUAAAACCGACAAUAAUAAAGAAUGAUAGAUAGUUGCAACCGGACUCACGAUAAAAGAGACUGUUUUGUCACGAUGUAGGCAGCUCUUGAUUAAAACUUCGAGAAACAAAAUGACACGAAACUGAUAUACGAGGUGAGAAGAGAUAAAUAAAAACUUCUAUUAGAAUGAACCCGACUCUCGAAUGGAAAGACUUUAUCUUUGAAGCAUCUCUUAUGCCCAGUUGAGAAUUUUCCCAAAAGAGUAAGUUCAGACAUUAUAAGUGAGUCAUCAUCUAAUUAUGGGUCGUUUGAUGAGUAUGUUGUAUUGUUAACAUACAUCAUUAUACUAUAGUAUUAUAGAGAAAAUGUGAAGUAGUGAACACACAUAUGAACUAUGAAGGGUAGAUGAAAAGGAUUGACAAUCAUUAAUUGGUUUAGAUAGCCCUUUUUUAUGAAACCUCUAACAAAUACCAGCAAAUGCAAACGUCAAAAUUACAAUUACAAAUGGUGGUAGAGAUCUUUGUUUCAUGCCUCCUCCUCCUCAUUAUCAUCAUCGUUGUUGUUGUUGUUGUUGUUGUGAGAAACCCUAGUUAGUACAAGCAUAUCUUUUAAGAAGACCCUUUCUCCAAAUGGUAAUAAAAAGACAUUUGUUCCUGGGCAUGCGAGAGAUUCUUCAUUUAGAUCUCUCACCAUGGUCAUGGUGAAGAAAAAACAUAAGAUAGGAGUAUCGGAUCGACAUAAAUCGACAAUCAUAAUGACUAGAAUUUACCUUAGCUAUGUCUCAUGCGAUCAGAUCCAUGCUAUCCACAUAUGCUGAGGCUAUUAAUUAUCUGAUCGAUGCAGCAUUUUCACAACCACUGUCGCAACUUAUCAUCAUUUGGCCGGGUAACACAUACGAUUGAUAAGCACAACUAAUUAACUAAUAGCCUAAGUGAUAUUAAGAUAUCUGUACACUAGCAAAGUGAUGGAGAUGGAUGCACGGAAAAAGGAAUACACACUUUCAGAGUUACGUUGCACCCUCUCCAGCCAGCAAACCGAGGAGUAGUGAGAGAGCUAGGAGUAAAAUAGUAGCCAGAGCAGAGAGUACUUUUGACUAGCUAGAGAUACGGCCAAAACAUGAGAAACCCUCCCUGUCUGCAACGUAACAAAAGAAGGGCAACCCUAUAGACGCAGCAGCGAGUGAUAAAUAAUAUCAAGAGUGGAAGAAAAGGAUCGGAAGCUCCUCUCAUCUCCUUUUCUUUCGAUACAGGCCUGCCUGUGGACGACGUACGUUUAGCUGAUUCCUGACGAUCGAUGAUGAUGAAGUUAGCAGAAGGUAGAUAGAUGGAUAGAUUUAUACAUCCAGCACCAGCAGCUGCUACUGCUGCUAUAAAAUCAGACAAAGGCUGACUGCCAAAACAUGCAAAAAGAAAACAGAUCGAUGCGC